Ceraceosorus bombacis is the source of this 2870-nucleotide messenger RNA. Lineage: Eukaryota; Fungi; Basidiomycota; Exobasidiomycetes; Ceraceosorales; Ceraceosoraceae. The record is from the annotation of a GenBank genome assembly.
AUGUCUCCUCCAUCUCAACCUCAAGUCAAUGGCGGAUCGUACGCUGCGGUAGCCAAGGAGGGAAUUGAUCAUGACCACACGAACAAAGUAGUCAACAACACAACCGAGGCGGAUGGACUGAGAAAAAGAGACAGGGCUACCGUGCAAAGCGGAGCGUUGGGCGCUGCGCUGACUGGUGCGGUGCAAAAACAACGUGUGAGUGCAUGGUCGUGACAUCCUCGUUUGGGAUCUUGUUGCUGGGCAUGGUGCGCGGAUGACUUGAUGGUUGGUGAAUGCAGAACGCAUGCGGCUGCGAUCAGCGAACACGACGCGAGUGCUGGCGUGGUUGGUCUUCGACAGCAUCUCCUUGAAUGUACUCGGUCUGGCCUCCAGUCAUAGACCUCACGCUCCAGGCGAACGAACCUAACUAGCUUUCCCCUUACUCGCGCCUACUAGCGCCGACGCCUUCACGGCCCACCACCCGGAGCGGGCUUUGGUCCGAUGUACAGCGUGAUGCGCUUCAUCGGUGAAAGGUGUGCUGCCCACUUCUUCAAACGAGUAGAGAUCAUUGGAGGAGAAGAUAUACCGAAGGACGGACCCAUCAUUGUUUGCGCUACUCACUUCUCGUGAGUCUUUGCUCCGGUCAGCCAAGCGGGCCAUGAUGUCGAGCUCGUGUCUUGUGGUGGGAACGGCAGAAGGGAUCCAAUGCGCCUUUGCGAGUUUGUAUGCCUGACAUACCCGCCCACAUUGCGCAGCACUAUCAUGGAUGUGGCUCUAAUCUCGGCAUACUUGCCGCACCGUCGUCCAAUCCACUAUUGGGCCAAGAGGGGCUUGUACAAGCGUCAGCCUUUCAGGUGGAUUCUGCAUUCUAGCGGCAAUAUCAUGGUGGAUCGCAAGACAAAGGACAAUCAGGACCUGUUUGCCGGGACCUUUGAAGCCAUGAAAGCAGGAGAGGCUAUUGGUUUGUUCCCAGAGGGUGCGUUCUGUCUGACUCAAAUGAAGUCGUCUUGAAAAGCCAGAAGCUUAGAUCCAAUGAAUGUUCACCGCAGGCGGCUCAUAUACUGAGCAUCGAUUGCAUGGCAUGAAGGCCGGAGCUGCCUGGGCCGCUCUCGAAUUUGCCAAAGUGAGCCGGGAUGCGACAGAACUACUCUUGCCAGCCAUACUGACCUUCUGAGCCUCCACGUUCAAACACUUCUGCAGCAUCUCGUCUUGGAAGGCGCGGUCAAUCCAGCAAAGACAAAGCUGCUCAUCGUUCCCGCCUCUCUAAAUUAUACUGAAAAGAGCCGAUUCAGAGGCGACGCCAUCUUCCAGUGAGUGAGACUGCGUGGUGCUAAAACACUACAAUGCUUCGACGCUAGAAUGGAUCAGUAUAAGCAUCAAUCUCGCGCUAACGCCCACCAAUGCUUUCACUGAUGCAGAUACGGCAAAGCCUUCUCCAUCGACGACUUCACGCGCGAAUUUCUUGCUGGAGCAGCGCAAGAUCUGCAAGAGUCCUACUUUGCUCAACGAAGGUCAUCGGGCGACACCACUUCUGGCGCUGCUACUCCGGCGUUUCCCGGUCACUCUUUGAAGCUCGGUCUAGACACAGCCACAGCCUCUGGUCCGUCCGCGCCGCCCACACCCGGGCUCGGUGGGCCCACCACUGGAGAGCAAGAUGCCGCUGCAGCUGCCAAGCGGGCCGUCGCGAAGCUGACGGACAAGAUUGGAGAAGAGAUACACAAAAUGACCAUCGAUGCUCCCGAUUGGAAGACUUGGCAUGCCGCCAAAAUGGCAAGGGAGCUGGUCUGGUGGCGACCUGCCAUGGUGCCUCUCAAGGACUUUGUCGAAAUCACCAACGCGUGAGUUGCGACGCUAUGCUUGUUCCAAUGCGAAAUCCUGCUGAUAUACUAUGCUGCCGCGACAGAUUCAUCUCGCUGUUCGACUCUUCGGAGUCAGUUGCCGAGGAGGCGCUGGAUGCCUUGUUCACUCUGCAGGCCGUCUCUUUGGCAGCUCGAACAGAGGUGUUCACGCUGAACCACUUAGCACGGCGGAUGGCACCUGCAACAGCGCGGACCGGCUGGGGAUCCAACAGAGGUCAGCUAGAUGCCAGAAGAGCAGCGAGCGCUUUGCCCUCAACUUCAUCUGCUGCCAUUUUCGUGCUUGACGAGGCCUUCAAGCUGGCCCUUAGACUCCCUCACAUUGCCCUCAUGGCGGUAGUCUAUGCCCCUGCGUACAUUGUCGGAGCUAGUUUGAGCUUGAGAUACGCUAGUCACGAAGAAGAAAGCAUGGCCAGCGCCAAGGCUUUGUGGUGAGUGAGCUUUCUGCGAGAUAAGCACAGACACGGUUCGCUGAUCAACUUGUUGCAACUGCGCGACCUCUGCCGCAGCGCUUUUGUAAUUGCGUUCUUGACGCAUGCCAUACUGGUCACUAUCGUCGCUGCGCUAUUCCUCUUCACUCCACCAGGCUGGGUACUUGGGCUGGCGGCGUCCUGGAUGGUGGAGCGCGUGCAUCUGGCUCUCAUCGAUGAUACUUACUUUCGUUUCAAGAGGCUUCACGCCGGCGCUCGAGUCCUGUUUGCCACGCUUCCAUUCUCUGGCCCACAGCUUGGUCUCAAGACUCGAGAGGUUGCCAUUGCUCUCAGCGCGUAUGGAGACGGAUCGCCGGUGCAGCACACCUACCGCAAGGCUUUGCGACAGAUGGACAUGAAGAGGCCUCAGCCUACACAGCUGGUGGGAUUGGCUCUCGCUGCGCAUUCGGAAGCUGCAAAUGCGCUCAAGGAUCUGUUGGAUGCGGUCGAGAGGGAUGCGAAAGAGGAUGGAGAAGCUUUUUGGGCUAGCCAGAGGGAUGCGGCCGCUUUUAUUAGGGACCGCAUGCCCCUGCCCAGUGCUAGGCUGCGCAUCAAGAAGGCCUAG